UUCUUUCAUACUCACUGCUCUCUCAGAGUUCCAUUCUGACUCGUCUGUGUCCGUCAAUGUGGUGAAUAUUUCUGCCUCUUGCUUUUUCUGUCACAUUCCAGCUUCUAGGGCACAGCGUCCUCCUAUCAUGGGUUAUAAAGAGAAGCACAGCUCCAGUAUGCAUCUGCACACGGCGUUAUGAACACCUUUUACCUCCAGUGACUUUUUUGAACUGUUUUGAAUAGGAAAAAAGACUCUCUAGGAGAAUUUACCUGUCCUUUUUCUUCCUUCCUUCUUUGAGUUUUUUUUCUACUUGAAUGCAAUCUAACUUACACAGAAGCUCACUUAUAAACAGUGGAAUAACAGUGUUUUACGGCUUCAGCUCAGAUGCGUGUGCAUGGACAAGAGAAAGGACAGAAUACAUCGGUGUGAGAUUGCAUAGAUGGAUCAACAUGUAUCAACACAAUCCAGACUCCUUUGUUUUAUAAAAAAAAAUAUUCAUCUUCUUGGGAUGAAAGUCACAAACAAGCCAAUAUGUCCUGGCAAUUUGGCAAUAAUUUACUGGUAAACUUUCCCUGAUGCCUAGAAGUGGUUUUACGAGGGGGAGACAGAAUCACAGAAUGUAAGGGUACCACACAAUAAGUGACCCAGAGAGCAUCUGUGGAAGAAAUGGUUACAACUUUCCUCAAUGAAAGGCAAGCCACUACUGAGGAGAUGGCUUUAGUAAGCAAUGCACUGGCUGCUUACUCCUUCAUAGCAGAUCACCCGGAACGGGCGGCACUGUAUUUUGUGUGUGGAGUGUGUUUGGGACUGGUUCUUACCCUCAUCGCGUUAGUGGUGCAGAUCUCCUGUCGAACCGACUGCAAAACGCAACAAGCGCCCAAGAAAACAGGCAAAACUGCGGAGAGCACCAGCGACACGAGUGACAGUGACUCGGACUGGGACAAUAGCUCCGACCUGUCGGCACGCCGCCACCGGCGCUUUGAACGGACGCUCGGUAACGUGUUCACCUCCGCGGAGGAGCUGGAGCGCGCACAGCGAUUAGAGGAACGUGAGCGGAUUAUCCGGGAGAUCUGGAUGAACGGACAGCCGGACAUGCCAGCCACACGCAGCCUCAACCGCUACUAUUAAAGUCUCUGAAAGCAAAGAGACGGAAGGUUUGAGGAAAUAUUAUACAAUAGCUAUUAAAAACUGGGAUACAGUAAGGGACUCAAAUAUGGGAGAAGCCAACACUUAAAACGUUUUGGAACAUCUCUUCUGGUGGCACCGGCAAUACUAGUGAAGCAUUUGAAGGUGCACUCAGUACAUUUUUUGUUAAUGUUGCGCUGACAGUCGUUUUGUACUUAUGCUGAUGACACCUAUACUGACACCUGGUGGUGUGGAUGAAAAAGCUAAGUUUUUAGUUAGGGGUAAAUAUUCAUGUAAAUUUAGACACUUUUUGCUAUUGCAAUGUUCUAAUCAAAAUGUCCUAAUAAACUGAUAACACAGUAGAAAUGCUUUAUUUGACAUGAUUAAUUUAUUACACAAGUGAGUAAGCAUCUUCAACAAACCCACACUUGAUAUUUAAAAUAAAUCAGUUCUUGUUAAGUGACUGAUUUGACUAUUGACUUCAUGAUUUUAAAUAUGUUUAGAACUGCUAUUCAUUUAUUUGUGUAGAACUUCAAUGAGAGGAAAUAACUGAGUGCACCUUUAAUGAAACUUGUUUUAAGGAAGAAUUCACUAACAUGUAAAACAGGUGGAGAAAAAAUUAUAUGCUUGAGCUUUGAAUAUGCUUGACUUGAAAUACUGUAUUUUUGAAUUAGAAUGAAUUUUGUCUGAAAUUAGGUCUGGCCACAUGGACAUUUGACAAUUCAGACACCUAUUUUUAUUGAGAUGUUACUCUUUAGUUGGCUAAUAUCUUUUUUAUUUAAGCAAAAUGUAUUUCUGUUACAAACACUUUUAUUAUACUAAAGCUUUCUUUUGGAGCUCAGGGUUUUCAUGACCUCUGUAAAGGAUUUCUCUUCAUUUGUCAUAUAUGGUUAACCAACAAAACAAAAUGAUGGUCUGUGCCUUCAUUUAAGAAAAUUUCACUGUAAAAAUGAAAAGAUACUAGAGGUAGAAAACCUUUAGAUGCUUUUUCUAAAACUGGUUCUGUCAGUGUGGUGAUCAGAGUAUCUUUUCAUUCUUACAGUGUAUGCCUUCUUCAAGCUAGUAAUAAUUAUGCACGAAAAGACAAUCACCUCUAUUUGUACUAGAUUUUUCACAGCGUAGAAUCAAUUUUCUACAUGGUGCUAUAGGUAAAAUCCAUCCGUACGUGAGCACAGUUCAGUCCAACUUUAUGGUCCAGAAAUGUUAGCUAUAUCAAAUAUGUUCCUAUUCUUUUUCACCCUUUGGUGUUCAACACAUGCAGCAUGUUAAUAAUGUAACCAAGAGGCUCACGUGGUGCUUCCACUGUCUCAUUCCAUUCUCAUUCAGUUUAAGUGUUUCAACAAUAUUUUAAUAACAUAUAAAUAUAUGGAUUAUUAGAAAAUGAAUUUGCAUUUGGUUGUCUUUUAACAUGGCUGUUUAGAACAUGUAUUAUGUAAUGUGCCAAAAGUUUGUCUGUGGAUAAAGUCACUACAUCUUUCCAUAAAAUAAAAACAAAGAUUUGUUGUU
Molecule: messenger RNA, 2613 nt
Organism: Carassius gibelio (silver crucian carp)
Lineage: Eukaryota; Metazoa; Chordata; Actinopteri; Cypriniformes; Cyprinidae
Gene: eva1ab
Product: eva-1 homolog A (C. elegans)
Exons: 5
Coding region: 649-1110 (153 amino acids)
Source: RefSeq, a predicted model, not a curated record